AUGGGGACCAACGAGGCGCUGCAGCGGGCAGACAGGAUUCGGCAAGGGGAGGUGGAGGCCUUUCACUGGUUGGAUUCUCACGAGGCAUCAGGGAAGGUGCCACGGUCCGUUGAAUACAAGAUCACUCUUCGUGGAACGGCCCAGGCUUUCCCUUUGGAGAAGGUUCGGUUGGCCACUUUGAAUGAGAUGGUGAGUGCCCAGUUUGUCAAUGAGGCGCUUGAGGAGGUGGAAGAUGAGCUACAGGGUGGAAGGAUAACGGUGGAAGGUCAAGCUGCGCCUCAGGCUUGGGAGGCACAGGCUGCCACACGCCGUUCGGCACAAGCUACUCGUGACUCCUCCUCCUCGUCUUCCUCGACGGAUGGUGGAGGCCCGGUCCGGUCGCUCAGGAGGCGGAUCCCCAGGCCGAAGAACAGGAGCGACGAGCCGUGCCUUCGCCGGGCAUUGUUCGAGCGAGUUGGCUCCUUCCUCUACGAGGCGGAUCCCCAGGCCAUUAGGGACCAGCUGACUUCCAUCUACAAGCCGCGCUGCGGGAACCGGACGCGAGGGUGGUGGCAAAGCGGGUGCUCGCUCAGUCGUCAUGCCCGCGGGGUGAUGGUCGCGGGUGAGGAGGUCACAGCUGGCGAGUACGAGGCUGGUUUGACCGCGGAUGAGCGUCGUUUGAUUGGGUCCGUGGUGGGGCAGCUGAACUGGGCCGCUCGUCAGGGGCGGUACGACUUGGCGUUCGUGGCGUCGUUGAUUCAGCAGCUCGCUGGUCAAGGGAAGGCGGAGGCGCUCAAGUGGUUGAACUCCGACUUGGAGCUUACAGUUCGGAAGUUCAACUGCGAGCUGGACGAGCUGCUGGUGGUGUCGGUGAGCGAUGCCGCUUUCGGAGCCAUGCCGCUCGGGGGCAGUCAAGGCGGUACCAUGGUGCUUUUCACUGACCCGUCAGUGCUGUAUGAGCAGGGGCCCGUCUGCAUCAUGGAGGCAGCCAGCACGAAGAUCCAACGUGUGGUUCGGUGCUCAAUGUCUGCUGAAGUUAGCUCUCUGGCUACAGCAUUUGAGCACGGCGACUAUGUGCGGGCGGUGCUGGCAGAACUGCUCGACCCGAGCUUCCGGAUGGAUCGCUGGAAACUCUCGGCGGCUAAGUGGCGGCAUCUCCUGGUGACCGACGCGAAGACAGGUUACGACGCAGUGGCUUCAGAAGUCUUGCCGUCGGACAGGAAGAUUGCUAUCGACGUGGGAUCGGAAAUGCCUGGUGAUGGGCUGACGAAGUGGGCGCACAAUCAAGUGCUCACACGGGAGCGCUACGUGCAGACGUGGGAUUGGGAGAUGCCGGACCGCACUAAGGCCAAGGCCUGGGCGGCUUACAUCACCGCCAUCGAGACGGACGAGAUCUGGGGCCAAGAAGUGGGUGAUCGUGCACUACUUCACUGGGUGCCGAUGCGCGGUGGUGGUGGUGGCGCUGACGUUGUCAGUGAUGCUAAGUCGGUUUGGUCGAGAUCCUCGGCUGCUGCUUCCUCGGCUCCCACGGCUUUUUGCUGGACGGCGGCUUCUGGGAAGAAAGGCGGUGGCGCAUCAGCGGACAAAAGGUCCAAGACUCCCUCGGCGACUUCCGGGCGGCGGGUGGCUCCUGCCCCUACUUUGGCCUCAGCCUGGAAGCGGCAUGACGUGGCGGUCUUCGACGGCUGGCUUCCUCGGCAAAAGGCUCUGCAUGGACGGCAGCUGGGGCAAGAUCUGCUUCGGCCUCUGCUGGGGCCCGGGCUGUGCUUAGUGAUGCCGGCACGUGUGGUGCCACCGAGCCGGGACCCUGACACUGGAUACCACUCCUCAGCCUGCUGGUGCUGGGCGUGGUUGCGGGUCAAGGCGGUGCAGGAUCGCCACCGAGAGAAGGCCCACCCCGAGGUCAGCGCCAAGGAGGUCUAUGUCCGGUGCCAUCGCUGCAUGCAGAUCCUCAAGAGGUUUAUGACGGCCCGCGAGGAGCUUGCUAAGCUACAGGCCCGGGCCCACACUUUUCAGCAUGGUAUUGAGAAGGAAGUGCUGGCCGGGAUUGUCCAGAAGGCCAGGGCUAUGAUCGGUGGCGAUCCGUGA
Symbiodinium necroappetens is the source of this 2067-nucleotide messenger RNA. Lineage: Eukaryota; Dinophyceae; Suessiales; Symbiodiniaceae. The record is from the annotation of a GenBank genome assembly.